Molecule: messenger RNA, 2083 nt
Organism: Toxotes jaculatrix (banded archerfish)
Lineage: Eukaryota; Metazoa; Chordata; Actinopteri; Toxotidae
Exons: 13
Coding region: 1-1281 (426 amino acids)
Source: RefSeq, a predicted model, not a curated record
AUGCGGCCAUUCAGUGGCAGCCUUGUUAAGAAUGAGACAUUUCCCAGGGACAGGGCAGGGGAUAGAGUCAAAGUGGAGCCCUGGAGGAGGAAGGCUGUGCGAGACAGCAGCCCAGAUCCAGACCAAGAGGCCAAGGCUCGGCGUCAGGCUCAGCUGGAGCAGCGCCAUCUAGAGGCCUACAGGAACAUGCACCGUCUCAGAGACGCUCUCUACUGCCGCUAUGCUGCUCUGCUCAAAGACAAGGUCCACUCACAGAGGUUACUGAUACAGCAGAGAGACGAGACAGCCAGGGCAAAGUCAGACAACGUGACUAAGCAGACACAAAAGAAGUUGGCUUUCUCCAAGCUGCAGCACAAUGACUCAUACCUGAAGUCCCUCCCCAAAACCAGUUACUACCUGAUCUUUGACCUCCAGAAGCAGUUAACUGAGCGUGGACUCCUGAAAACCCACCAUGACUUGGAGGACUUUCAUGGGUACAUCAAGUACAACGGUCAGCCAUCCCAGCUGCAGAGAAGUCUGCAGGAUGUCAAGAAAAAGAUGCUGGAAAGCAGGUCUGCAGCCAAUUUGAGGUAUUGGUACAAGGCAUCAGAAAAACAUCCCUGCACUGCUGAAGAAAGAGGACGCGAGGAUGGUGUUUGUCAUUCCAGGUUAUUAGAGCAAGGGUCUGGUUCAGGGGAGAGUUCGGCAGAGCUGAUCUUCAGUGGCAGCCAGGAGAAGGAUUCAAUUGAGCAAAUGUUUCCCAAGAUGAAAGUCCCCACGUUUGCAACACUACAGCCGAACAUAAUGAGGAACUUCCAAAGCAAGAUGCCCGAUUUGAUAAUUCCUGAGAUUCCUGAGAAGAGCAGGAAAGCAGAGAUCUACUUGAGACGGCUCAGACAAAUGCAUCAUCUUUGCUUAACCAACAUGGCUUUCUCUCAGAGACUGUUGGACAGAGAGACAGACUUGCUGUGCUGGCAGGAGGAGCGAGACGUCCAAGAUUUGGUGCUUCCAAGCAUUAACUCCAAGCAAGGGAAGACAAGUCAAACCAACCAGCCACCUCUCAGCUCCCCGAAACAGCCAACAAGUGUCCAAAAUGACCGACCUUCAUGUCCCCAACAGCUGAGCAGAAUGACCUCGGCCAGCCACCCAUGUUUUGAGACUCUGGUUUUAGAGACAGCAGUGUGCUGCUGUAAAACACCUGAUCCCUUAUCCAUUGAAGAUGUGUGUCAACAAAAGCACAUACGGGUUAUUGACCGUGACUUUAAACUAUGGAGAAACUACACAGAAAACACAGAUCACUGAAGAUGUCACCACCAUAGCACCUCUUUACAAUGAAUGUGUGCAGUGUUUUGUCCAUGCCACAUUGGUUAACUCAUAGUAUAUACUUUUAUACAGUCAUAUGCUUAAAUUACAACAAUACAAUAUUUUAUUAUGGUUUAAUCAUCAUUUGGUUUAAGAUAUAUGUACAAUAAUACAUGUGCAUGUUUCCUGAAAAAAAAAAAGUGAUAAUUUAACAACAUUUAAACUCUAAUAAGAGCUGAUACCUGAUGAUUGUGUGUUCCACAUAGUGACACUUAAAUAGCUGUUAGUUAAUUCUGACUUUGUUACCCUAUGAAGACACAACCCAACUGGUUUCUACUGAAGACAUAAAACCUUAAAAAAAAGGGUAACAAAUUUAUAGUUUCAUUUUUUUAAAAGGGCUCUAACAUUUUCCUUAAAUAGCUGGGCAUUGUAGUUUUUAGCAAACCUUAUACUAACAGAAGUUAAUAGUUUAAUUGUUGAUGACUAUUUUUAGCUGUGGAUUAACAUGUUAGUGAGUAUUUACAGCAGCAGGACAGUGUAUGCUGAUCGACUUGUGUUCAUCUUAAGGAAGCCACAUGUCAGCCAGUGUGUUUGCAAUCAUUUUUGAACAAUGGAGCUGGAAGAUAAAUAAGUUAGUUAAAGCUACAUUAGAGACAAAUCUAAAAUCUAAGCCUUGUGGGACUGAAGACCAACCAUGGCCAUUCAGCCUACAGUGGUUGAGUUUCUGCAGGUGUGGCUUUGAUCUAAGUGUCAAUGUUUACAGGUCGAUGUAAUAAAGUUGGCUCAACUGCUUCAUUCAAAA